AUGCUCGCCAACUCGGCGUCGCCCAAAACAUCGCUGCCCGCUCUGGCCGCGUAUAACGGUCCCACACAGCCUAUCCCGAAGAAAUCUCUCCAGAUUCGUACAGAUAAACCACGUCCCCAUGUGUGUACCAUUUGUACACGUGGGUUUGCCCGUUUAGAACACUUGAAGCGCCAUGAGAGAUCGCAUACGAACGAAAAACCAUUCCAAUGUGCUGCGUGUGGACGUUGCUUUGCUCGCCGUGACUUGGUGCUUCGCCAUCAACAGAAACUACAUCUGCACAUCGCACUGGUGGUACGUCCAGAUCUGGUGCUGGACGGCAGCCUCUCCCCUCCUAAUGAUCACAUCAUCAUUUUGCACAACAACACUAAUGCGAAAGCACCACUUCCCAACGAUCCUGUGGAGUCAGAUAGUGUGUCUGGUCGAGAAGCCCAAGUCUCGAGUAGGAAACCUUCAUCCCAACUUGAGACUCUUUCUCAGCCGCUCACGCAUGAAUCUUCACAGCCCCUUACCGAUAUGAACCAAUCUAUGGCUGUCCUGUCCCCUGAGUAUCACAAAGCACACUUCAGGCAAAAUUUUGGUUUUAUGCCUGCCCUUCAGGACCAUUCCAUGCCUUCUCCGCACACAACGUCAAGCCAUAACACGCCUUCAGGUGCAAGACCCACAGGCAGGUCCUCGGUGGAUGCAUCUAGUUUGAAUAUGGAACUCCAAGAACCCUCUCCGUUGACCGGUGACUCUCCCGAUUUGAAGGAAAAGAAGAAACUGGCAUGGAAUGCGUCAAUGGCGGAUAACAACCAUUCACAUCGACAUGCUUCCUUUUCUGCGGUCUCUGGUAUUUCUUACACUAACAUUAAAGAUGCUUUGUCUAUCGAGAGCCAUCAAAUUUCUGGAGCACCGACACAGGUGGGUUUCGCUACUCCGCAACUUACAGCGGCAGAAAUCGAUUCGAAGGGACUUCUGUCUGUAGACUUUGGAUCUUUAGACUUGGAAUGGUACAAUAAUAAUUUCCAAGAUAGCUUGAAGGAUGGCAAAGUUGGUUACCGACUGAAACUAGACACCAUCCCUUCCGAGUCACAGUUGGCUGGAAAUGGACAUGGCCAAACUCCUUUUUUUGCCGACUCCGUUAUGGCUGCCCAUCAGUUUCAAGAUCCAAGCCACCCACAUCAUAUACCGGGAACCACGCCACUUGAAUUUUCUUUUCCAUCAACCACAAACCUUCAGCAGUCUUUGUUCAACGAUGCGGAUAAAGAGUUUUCUAUUAAUGGUACCGGAAUAGUUAAUAUGACGGGAGAAAUUGUCGGUUUAAACAAGGAUAUCGACGCGACAAAACAAAACACGCGCAAGCAUCAAUCUGCGUCGCCUUUAUCUCGCACGGAUUCUAAAAAGCCUAAGAUCGGUUUCUCUAAUGACAUUGAUGAUCUAAAUUGGGUCAAUGAGUUCAAAGCUAUCCCGCUCCUUGAUGACUUGCCCUCCGCAUCUCAUGAUACAGGCUUUCUGGGAAUGCCAUUCAUAGCAGACCAGUACGAACCUGACGAGGUUGUGUCGUUAUUCAAAUUACGACAAGAGGAUUUGGUAAAACAGCGGAGUCAAAUGGACUUGAGUGUACUUUCUCCGCAAACUUCUGAAAGGCUGACAUCAUCUGCACCAAGGUCCAGUUCUAGAGUCAAAUUUACUAUAGGAGAAUCCUCCGACUUUAUUACAGAGGAACUUCGGGCUAAAAUUGUGAUGUCUAGCAAUAUGACGGAUUCCCAGAUUCCCCCAUUGGAGGACUUGAACUCUUACAUUAAUCUUUACGAGAGUGAAUUCAACACUUACUUUCCGUUCAUUCACAUUCCAACGUUGCGAAACCCAAUGGUUGACAACUUUGAAAAUAUUCCUCUCAUAUUGGCAAUGUGCUCUAUUGGAGCUCUUUAUUCCUACCACGACAGUAACACAUUGCUUCUUUUUAACUUGUCGAAGUAUCACAUUUAUAAUUUUUUCGAAAAGGAGGUUACAGCCGACAAGUUGCAAUUCAAAAAGGUUCCAAUAAUGGCUCAUCAAAGUCUUGUGUUGCAUAUUUUCAUCUCUAUGUUUUUAAAUGAACCAAACCUGGCUGAAAUAACAUUAAGGCAAAUGACGUCCAUGGUGGGAUUGAUCAAAUCGACGAACUUCCAUCGUCCUUUGGAACUUUUUUUGGUUCCUCCUCCUACUAUCACCAAUCCUAAUGAUCUAAGCAUCAUCCAAAACAAUUUCGACUACUUUAUUAUGGUCCAAACACGGAUUCGUACCAUUCAAACGUUCUACCAGUUAGAAGUAUUGCGUAGUGCGUUACUUGGCACACACCUACCAAUGCGAGGAUCAGAAAUCCUAUCUGGCUCUCCCUGUAAGGACGAACUGUUAUGGAAAGCCAAGAACGCCACAGAGUGGUAUACCCAUUACAAAAAAUACGGCUCUGUUCCACUCCUGAAAAUUGCCAAUAAUGAGUCUAUGGAGUCUCUCAUUCAAGAAUUGAAUACUGGAUGUAAUUCCAGAGAUGUUGGUAAUUUGAGUAAAUCCAUGUCGAUGUUGAUGAUUGCUCAUGAACAGAUACUGGCCGCAUAUUUGUCACAUAAGGCGAAUAACUUGCCAUUUGAUGCGUUGGAUUGGAGGGUCAACUCACGCCCUAAGCUUGAGAGUUUAUUGAAACUGUGGGAGGCAAGCUUCGUUAUCAAUGGAGGAUUCAAUGUGGUGAAUAAUUACAACCAUCAUUUGCUCAAUAGCAGUCAUCAACUCAAAUUGUUGUUCCCCUUACUUUCCUUAGCAAAAAUCAGAAUUUGCUUGAAUAUUGCACCUGUGAUGGAUAAAGCACUUCGAAAGGACUGGAAAGGGGAUGAAUGA
Molecule: messenger RNA, 2853 nt
Organism: Clavispora lusitaniae ATCC 42720
Lineage: Eukaryota; Fungi; Ascomycota; Pichiomycetes; Serinales; Metschnikowiaceae
Biological process (GO): regulation of transcription by RNA polymerase II; DNA-templated transcription
Cellular component (GO): chromatin
Molecular function (GO): RNA polymerase II cis-regulatory region sequence-specific DNA binding; DNA-binding transcription factor activity, RNA polymerase II-specific; zinc ion binding
Source: RefSeq, a predicted model, not a curated record